This is a messenger RNA of Botrytis deweyae, 579 nucleotides long. RefSeq lists its product as uncharacterized. Gene Ontology annotation, molecular function: metallopeptidase activity. The coding region runs from base 1 to 579 and encodes 192 amino acids. The transcript is spliced from 2 exons. NCBI's taxonomy places the organism in Eukaryota, Fungi, Ascomycota, Leotiomycetes, Helotiales, Sclerotiniaceae. The record is from RefSeq and is a predicted model, not a curated record.
AUGUAUAGUUCUUCGUUCUCAGUGACACUCCUCUUCGCCUACUUAGCCUGGCUGGCCGGGCCAGUAACUGCCCACGGCGACAAAGACCAUAAUCAUGGGUAUGAACAAUCAUACGAUGCAAUUAAUUCCACUGGGAACUGGGAGUAUCAGAAAAGAGAAACACAUCUAUUUCCAUGCCAAUAUACCAUUGGCCCCAGUUGCUCUUCUCGAGAUCAGAGCAUCAUAAAUGCCGAGCUCACUGUCGCUGCCAGCAUGGCCUCAUACGCCCAAGCAAACCUUGAUUCCACCAUCGGCGCCCUCUAUACCUCUGCUUUCAUCCCAUCGGAUCUCAUUUCCGGUGCUAACAUCAUUACGCAGCUUGCGAACGAAUACGGUAAUGUUGUCGCUAUGAAAGAUGGCUCUAACUGUGAAUUUACUGUGACAUGUGACGAUACCAACAAAUAUUGUACAGAUGGCUAUUACGCCUACAUGUCAGACACUUCGCGGAAUUCUGGUACCAUGAAUCUCUGCUCUGCAUGGUUUGACAUCACGGGGACACCGGCGGCCAACCUCAAAAACAUUAAUGAAAGUGAGAAGUAG